AUGAUGAGCAAUCACACAAGUGCCACUGAAUUUUGUCUCCUUGGCUUCCCUGGCUCUGAGGAACUACACCAUAUCCUCUUUGCUACCUUCUUCCUCUUCUACUCAGUGACAUUAAUGGGAAACACGGUCAUCAUUGUGAUUGUUUGUGUUGAUAAACGUCUACAGUCCCCCAUGUAUUUCUUCCUUGGUCACCUCUCUGCCUUGGAGAUCCUGACCACAUCCAUUAUCAUCCCUGUCAUGCUUCGGGGGUUUCUGCUCCCCGGGAUGCAGACAAUAUCUCUGGCUGGAUGUGUUGCACAGCUCUUCCUGUACCUUGCUGUGGGGACCACAGAGUUUGCAUUACUGGGAGUGAUGGCUGUGGACCGUUAUGUGGCUGUCUGUAACCCUUUGAGGUACAACAUCAUUAUGAACAGUCACACCUGCAUCUGGGUGGUAAUUGUGUCAUGGGUGUUUGGGUUCCUUUCUGAAAUCUGGCCAGUUUAUGCCACGUUUCAGCUGACCUUCCACUUCACCUUUGUUGUGAUUGGUUAUGGCAGCUGCCUGUUCCUCUAUGUGAAACCCAAUCAAAGGCAGGCAGCCCAGUACAAUAAGAUAGUUUCCCUGCUGAUUUCUGUGGUAACUCCUUUCCUGAACCCUUUCAUCUUCACUCUCCGGAAUGACAAAGUCAAAGAGGCCCUUAGAGAUAGUGUGAAACACUGCUAUCAACUUUUCAAAGAUUAA
Molecule: messenger RNA, 720 nt
Organism: Myotis davidii
Lineage: Eukaryota; Metazoa; Chordata; Mammalia; Chiroptera; Vespertilionidae
Product: olfactory receptor 9A4
Exons: 1
Coding region: 1-720 (239 amino acids)
Biological process (GO): G protein-coupled receptor signaling pathway
Cellular component (GO): membrane
Molecular function (GO): G protein-coupled receptor activity
Source: RefSeq, a predicted model, not a curated record